AUGACUUGGUGUCAUUGUCCUUGCAAGAAAGACAUCGAGUAUUACAACAUCUGUAUGAAGUCUUCCCAAAACAGUAAUAACGCGUGUGGACUCCACCUUACCGAAUACGAUACAUGUAUAAAGAAAAAGUUUACAGAACUGGAGUCUAAGGUUGAAAUGUUCGGGCAUUCACAAAACAGAACAACUCAUCACAUCUCAUUUAUGGCAAGUCUUUCACGCAAUUUGAACCUUGUUAGAGGGACUCUACUCAUCUUUGACAGUGUAAUCACCAAUAAGGGAGGAGCUUACAGCAGCAGCACUGGUAUAUUUACCGCCCCUGUAACCGGGUCUUACUUCUUUGUGGUCACUUUAGGACUUCCAACCCCUUCCUCCUCUGAAGGCGGGGACUACAUCAGAAUACUUUUCUUGAAGAACGGCAAACGUUCUGGGUACUUGUUCAUCGGAACUGAAGGUUUAUGGACCAGAAGAUCAGAAAAUUCCUUAAUGGAACUUUCAAAAGGGGACAAAGUGAAACUGUCCAUCAUCACUACCGGUACUGGGUUUUCCUACAUUGCGGGAGGAAACUAUCACUCGCACUUCUCAGGAUUUCUAAUCAAUUGA
Molecule: messenger RNA, 600 nt
Organism: Saccostrea echinata
Lineage: Eukaryota; Metazoa; Mollusca; Bivalvia; Ostreida; Ostreidae
Product: complement C1q tumor necrosis factor-related protein 3-like
Exons: 2
Coding region: 1-600 (199 amino acids)
Molecular function (GO): protein binding
Source: RefSeq, a predicted model, not a curated record